Molecule: messenger RNA, 1481 nt
Organism: Neltuma alba
Lineage: Eukaryota; Viridiplantae; Streptophyta; Magnoliopsida; Fabales; Fabaceae
Product: chaperone protein dnaJ 10-like
Exons: 11
Coding region: 110-1225 (371 amino acids)
Source: RefSeq, a predicted model, not a curated record
CGACAAAGCGGUUUCCCCGAAUUAGUAAAAUGUCUCAGGAACUGGAAAGGCAAAGUAAACUCCCUAUCUCCCCAUAUUCCAAGCUCACUUGACUACUCCGUUGUCCACAAUGGUCAAGGAAACAGAGUAUUAUGAUAUUCUUGGGGUUAGUACCUCUGCUUCCGAUCAGGGGAUUCGCAAGGCUUAUUAUCAGAAGGCGAUGCGUGUUCAUCCAGAUAAAAAUCCAAAUGAUCCUCAGGCUGCGGAGAAGUUCCAGCUUCUGGGUGAAGCUUAUCAAGUUUUGAGCGAUCCAAUGCAAAGAAAUGCGUACAAUCAAAACGGAAAGCCCUCGGUGUCAAGAGAAACCAUGCUUGACCCCAUGACAGUCUUUGCCCUGCUUUUCGGAAGCGAAUUAUUUGAGGACUACAUAGGGCAUCUAGCUGUGGCAUCGAUGGCUGCUUCUGAACUAGCCGAUGAAGCUGAGGAUCCUGAUAAACUACAUGAAAAUUUGAAGAUUGUUCAAAGAGAAAGAGAGGAAGAACUAGCAAGAUUCUUGAAAGAGUUUCUCAGUCAGUAUGUCCGUGGUGAUAAAAAGGGAUUUUUCCAGCGUGCAGAAUCUGAAGCGAGACGACUCUCUAAUGCAGCUUUUGGAGUUGAUAUGUUACAUACUAUCGGUUAUAUAUACUCCAGACAGGCAGCGCAAGAACUAGGGAAAAAGGCUAUAUAUCUUGGCGUGCCAUUUUUAGGAGAAUGGGUUCGGAACAAAGGACAGUGUUGGAAGGCACAAUCCACAGCUGCUAAAGAUGCUUUUCAGUUACCGCAGCUUCAAGAGGACGUCCGCAAGCAAUCUAAAAUGGAUGGUAGUGGCGCUGAAAUUAAUGUUGAGUCCCAUAUUCGCCUUAAUAAGGAUACGUUGAUGAGUUCCUUGUGGAAAUUAAAUGUGGUCGACAUAGAAGUAACACUAGUACAUGUGUGUCAAAUGGUCCUUAAGGAAAACAAUGUCAAGAAAGAAGAACUUAAAGCUCGGGCUAGAGCCCUCAAAAUUCUCGGGAAGAUAUUUCAGAAUGAAGUCUUUUGUGUAUUUUAUAUUCUAAAUGAAUACUAUAAUUACGAUUUGAGGAAAAGAAAUCGAAAGGAGGUACAAAAUCAAAGAAGAAAACUGUCGCUGAUUCUGAUGAUGAAGGAAAUAGUUCUGAUUCAUCUGAUGAUGAAUCACCCAGAGCUUCAUUUUUCAAUCAGGGUAUAGAAAAGCUCUUCAAAUGCCUCUGUAAUCCAGCAUUUGAUGAGGAUGACGGAUAGUUUUCAUAAGCAAAUGAUGCAUGCCAGAUGUUGACGCUGAGGUUCGUGAAACAAGAAUAUCAGCCCUUGUUCUGCAUUUUGCUUUCGUGAUGAUAGUUAUAGUAAAAGGUCAUACUGUCUUGCAGAGUUUCGGAGGAACUGUGGUGCCAGCCAUGUGUAAUUUGUCAUUGGUGUAAUCAUUUAAAAACGCAUCGUUUUCAUCA